AUGGCAGAUGGUUAUCAGUACCUCCAGCAGCACCUUGGCAACCUCAUCUACGUACAGCCCACACCGAAAAACCCGCUCGCGAACCAAACCCUCCUGAACACGCUCCUCAGCCACGUCUCUCCAAGCUCGCGUCCCGCCUCCAAGUCUCCAGACCUCGGCUCUCAAGCCCGCUCCGCCCAAGGCAUGUACAACUCGGGCCACCAACCGGGGCCCAACUCCCGCCUUAAUGGCGGGCCUUCCGCCUCAUCGCGCGGCAUGCCCAUGCUCUACAGCCACCCCUCCAACCCCUCACACCAGUAUGGCCAUGCCUCGCACCACCAGGGGAUACAACCUGACCACUCUGGCCAUGCUGGGUCCAUGGGUCACGCUUCCGGCUACUCAAGCGGCGUGAUGCCGAACGCCAGCCCAUACACGAACAACAACGUCCCAAAUGGUCACCCUGGUACAACAAGAGGUGGUCAAGCACAACAAAUCAACGAUGAAUGGGCAGCGCAACUGAGGGCGCAUAAGGAUUCGCAGAGAGCACACGGUGCCGUAGUCGACCAGCAUCAAGGGCACUACUUUGCUCGCCUCAAGGCCGCAGAAAAUAGGGGCAUCGGUCCUUCUGUCACCGCAACAUCAACCACAAAUCAAGUCGAAGGUGACGACGAUGCUGGAGUCAGGCGCCCUCACAUGGUCGAGAAAACGGACGAACGGCAGGAUUGGUUCAAUCUCGACAUGAGUGGCCAGGGACUGCGCAACCUAGCGACGCCGUGUUUCAAUUACAGCUUUCUCAAAGAAUUGUACCUUGCCUCGAAUAAUCUGACGCGGAUUCCCGAGGAGUUUGGCCAACUUAGGUGUCUCACACUGCUCGACUUGUCGCACAACCAGAUCCACGAAAUUCCGCCCGAGAUCGGCAUGUGUACCUCGCUUAAGCAGCUGUACCUGUUUGACAAUCAGAUUCGGUCGCUGCCGUACGAACUAGGCCAUCUAUUCAACUUGGAGAUGCUGGGCAUCGAAGGCAACCCGCUGGAGAAUGACCUGAAGCAGGAGAUCAUGGAGAAGGGCACAAAGAGCCUCAUCAGCCUUCUCCGUGAACAAGCACCUGUGCCUCUUCCCCCGAAUCCUAGACCCAUCAUCGUUUUCAACCCAGACAGCCCCCCGACUUUGGAACGCAUCAAAGUCCUGACAUGGAAUAUCCUCUGCGAAAAGUAUUCGACGACGACCAUGUACGGGUACACACCGACUGGGGCCUUGUCCUGGGAAUACCGGAAAGACGCCAUACUCCAGGAAAUACGCGAGCGGGACGCCGACGUUGUGUGUCUGCAGGAGGUAUCGGUGGACGCGAUGAAUGAGGUCUUCAGCCCAGAACUAGCUGCCGACGGCUACAAAGGCGUUCAGUUCUCGCGAUCGAAAGCCAAGAUCAUGGGCGGCAAGGAGGCCAAUGCGGUUGACGGAUGCGCUGUCUUCUACAAGGCGAAGAAGUACAUACUUCUGGACAAGCAGAUGAUCGAUUUCCAGAACAUCGCCAUCAACCGGCCCGACAUGAAGACUCAGCAUGACAUCUUCAACCGUGUCAUGCCCAAGGACAACAUAGGAAUGAUCUGUUUCUUCGAGAGCCGACAGACAGGGUCACGGAUGAUUGUGGCGAACGCCCAUCUCGCAUGGGAGCCCGAGCUGGCCGAUGUCAAGUUAAUUCAGACGGCCAUCUUGAUAGACAGCGUCACCAAGCAUGCCGAGAAGUAUGCACGGUGGCCGGCUUGUCGAGACAAGAAGUUCAUCCAGCUCGCUCAAGAGGGGGAGGAACGUGAGGCUAUGCCCGAACCGGCGCCGUCUCAAGAGUACCGAAACAACACAGAUAUCCCGCUCUUCGUUUGUGGCGAUUACAACUCCACCUACGACAGCUCCGUUUAUGAGCUCCUGUCGAAGGGACGGGUUGAGCCCAACCACCCGGAUUUCGGUGAACGGCAAUAUGGCAACUUUACCCGGGACGGCAUUGAGCAUCCGUUCAACCUGCGGUCCUCUUACUCUCAGCUGAUGCACUCUGCGGACCAAAUGCCCUUUACGAAUUACGUCCCCACUUUCGAAGGGGUCAUCGACUACAUCUGGUAUUCGAGCAACUCGCUAGAGGUGGUGUCCCUGCUGGGACCCCCUGACAUGGAAUAUCUCAAGCGGGUGCCCGGUUUCCCCACGUACCACUUCCCGUCCGACCAUAUGCACCUCAUGGCAGAAGUCGCCAUCAAGGCGAGGAAGGACAAGAAGGUCCUGCCAGAAUCUUCCGAUUUCUCGGGCCGAUGA
Diaporthe amygdali is the source of this 2277-nucleotide messenger RNA. RefSeq lists its product as uncharacterized. The record is from RefSeq and is a predicted model, not a curated record. Gene Ontology annotation, cellular component: CCR4-NOT complex; cytoplasm; nucleus. Lineage: Eukaryota; Fungi; Ascomycota; Sordariomycetes; Diaporthales; Diaporthaceae. Bases 1 to 2277 code for a protein of 758 amino acids. The transcript is spliced from 2 exons. Gene Ontology annotation, biological process: nuclear-transcribed mRNA poly(A) tail shortening. Gene Ontology annotation, molecular function: protein binding; poly(A)-specific ribonuclease activity.